Molecule: messenger RNA, 887 nt
Organism: Cavia porcellus (domestic guinea pig)
Lineage: Eukaryota; Metazoa; Chordata; Mammalia; Rodentia; Caviidae
Gene: Pdcl2
Product: phosducin like 2
Exons: 6
Coding region: 150-875 (241 amino acids)
Biological process (GO): positive regulation of gene expression; protein folding; angiogenesis
Cellular component (GO): cytoplasm
Molecular function (GO): vascular endothelial growth factor receptor 2 binding; protein folding chaperone
Source: RefSeq, a predicted model, not a curated record
CAAAGAUAUCCUCCCAACCCCCACCCGGUGGGCGUUGGAAACCGCUAGGCCUUCGGAGGCGUCUUCCAACCUGUAGGAGGCUUCAAGUCUCCGAUUCCAGUACCUCGUGGGGGUGGAAUCGUACAGGGGUGUGAGUGGCACAGAACAUCAUGCAGGACCCAAAUGAAGAUACAGAAUGGAAUGAAAUUUUAAGAGAUUUUGGAAUUCUUCCUCCAAAAGAAGAACCAAAAGAUGAAAUUGAAGAAAUGGUUUUACGCUUACAGAAAGAAGCACUGGUUAAACCAUAUGAAAAGAUGACUCUUUCACAGUUAGAAGAGGCUGAAGAUGAAUUUGAUGAAGAAGAUAUGAAAGCCAUUGAAACAUAUAGAGAAAAGCGGCUACAGGAAUGGAAAGUACUUAAGAGAAAACAAAAAUUUGGGGAAUUAAGAGAAAUUUCUGGAAAUCAGUAUGUGAAUGAAGUCACAAAUGCAGAAAAAGAUGUGUGGGUUGUAAUUCAUCUGUAUAGAUCAAGCAUCCCAAUGUGUUUGUUGGUUAACCAGCAUCUUAGUCUCCUCGCAAGAAAGUUCCCAAUAACUAAAUUUGUUAAAGCCAUUGUGGAUAGCUGUAUUCAACACUACCAUGAUAAUUGUUUACCAACAAUUUUUAUUUACAAGAAUGGCCAGAUAGAAGGCAAAUUCAUUGGAAUUAUAGAAUGUGGAGGGAUAAAUCUCAAGCUGGACGAACUUGAAUGGAAACUAGCAGAAGUUGGAGCAGUACAGACUGAUCUGGAGGAAAAUCCCAACACAAGCAUUGAAGAUAUGAUGGUAUCUUCAAUUAGAAACACCUCCAUUUAUAAUGACAGUGAUAGUUCCAACAGUGAUAAUGAUAACAAGUAGAAAUAUUCAAUA